CUCUUCCCCCAGUCACAUUAGCCUGCUGUCCUGCUAACCCUUAGCUGUAUCCUGUAAAAGAAAAAAAAAAGACGUAUGCUUCUAGCAGUCAUUUUUUAAUUAUUAUUUUCCACGUCUGAUCUAUUUGUAUAUCCACCCAGAUCCUCAGUAGAAGAAAGAUAAUAAAAACACUUGUCAUGAUUUAUGAAUGAACGUGUCCGCCUGAUUGGAUUGUGCAGGAUCUGCAAGAGGAUACUCCUGGCUCAGUGUGGCUCCAAAGAACAACAGUCAGAGAGAGAGAGAGAGCGCACAGGAACAAUUCUCCUAUGUGUGUGCAUUACAGGGAGUGAGUGCAGAGAGGGCUGGGCUUGUCUCUCGGUGCUAGGAGAUCUUUACUGCAGCGAGCUGUAAUAAGGGACAGCUGAAGCACCUGGAGGGAAUCUGUAUGACUAUAGGAAAGAUGUCAUGGCAGCCUCAAUAUCGAAGCUCAAAGUAUCGCCAUGUCUUCGGUAAACCUGCAAGUAAGGAGAGCUGCUAUGACUGUGUCCCUAUCACAAGGAGCGUACACGACAACCAUUUCUGUGCUGUAAAUCCAAAUUUUAUUGCUGUGGUGACGGAAUGUGCCGGUGGCGGAGCUUUCCUGGUUAUACCACUACAACAGACAGGAAAGUUAGAUGCUCAUUAUCCAAAGGUUUGUGGCCAUCGAGGGAAUGUGCUUGACAUCAAGUGGAACCCCUUUGAUGAUUUUGUAAUAGCGUCCUGUUCUGAAGAUGCGUCUGUAAAGAUUUGGGAUAUCCCAAAACAGUUUUUAACGAAGAGCUUGACAAAUGCAAGAAAGGAGCUGUUGGGCCACUCGAGAAGGGUUGGGCUUAUUGAAUGGCAUCCAACAGCGAACAAUAUCCUUUUAAGCACUGCAUACGAUUAUAAGAUAAUGAUAUGGAAUCUUGACAACGACGAGCCUGUAAUUUAUAGUCCAGUGAGGACAAUUGACUGUCACAAAGAUGUGAUUGUCUCUAUGUCAUUUAACACAGAUGGGAGUCUUCUGGCCACGUCUUGUAAAGACAGAAAAAUAAGGAUCAUCGACCCUCGUCAAGGAAUUGUUGUUCAGGAGUCAAACUCCAAGUCCCACAAAGCCAGCAAAGUUUUGUUUCUGGGAAACAUCAAUAGGCUUGUAUCUACAGGGACAUCCAGGUGGAAUAACAGACAAAUUGCACUAUGGGAUCAAGACGAUCUGUCUGUGCCUUUACAUCAAGAAGAUUUGGAUGGAUCUUCAGGUCUUCUUUUCCCCUUUUUUGACUCAGAUACAAACAUGCUGUAUGUGGUAGGAAAGGGAGAUGGGAAUAUUCGAUAUUAUGAAGUCAGUCCUCAAAAGCCUUUUUUGCACUACUUGAAUGAGUACCGAUCCUAUUUGCCUCAAAAAGGGAUUGGUGUUAUGCCAAAGAGAGGUAUCGAUGUAUCAUCUUGUGAAGUUUUUAGGUUCUUCAAGUUAGUUACCAUAAAAAGUCUUAUUGAGCCAGUUUCUAUGAUAGUGCCUAGACGGUCAGAAUCGUACCAGGAGGACAUUUAUCCAAUGACAGCUGGAACCCAGCCAUCCCUUACUGCAAAUGAAUGGUUAAUCGGACUUAAUAGAGGUCCUAUUUUAAUAUCACUGAGACCAGGUUCAAAACAUUCAACUGGCACUUCUAUCUCACAAGCGGAACUUUAUGAAGCGGAAACCAAAGUUGUCACUAAAGAGCCAAAACAUGCGCUUGAAGAAAAGCCAAAAACAAAGACACUGUGGGAAAUUGAAUACAAAACAGAGAUUAUAAGAGAAGAAAGGGGCACAAAACGAAUAUCUGGAGCUGCACAAGAGACAAAGACACCUUUAAUAUCUAAUGGCUUUGACCGGUUUGAAUGUGCGCCACCUAAAACUGAAAAUGAGCUUUUACAGAUGUUCUACAAACAACAAGAAGAAAUUCGCAGAUUGCGGGAUCAGCUGAGCCAAAGGGACAUUCAGAUUCGGCAACUUGAACUGGAAAUCAAGAACGUGCGCAACAGUGCAGCCAGCUAUUGACUAUCCUGUACCCACAGCCACUGGAAUGUAACCAUCAAAUGAAAAAGCCUCACAGAGCAACCACUACUUUUAUUUUUAUGUUAAAAAAAAAAAUCAGAAAUGUAGCAGCGCUGAAAGGUGCACAUACUCUGUAUCUUUUAUCUGUGUUUUAAUUUUUGUAAUUGUGUGUUGGAAAGCAGUAAUCAUUGCUUGUUGUUUAGCACUGGCUUUAGAAAUGAUGGAGGGUAAAACAAUUGGCUCAUUACUUGCCUUAAGUGGGCCACAAAAUAGUUCUUAUUAGGAUGACCUCCACUUUGGGCUCUAGUAUGAAGAAGUAGGUCAGCUAUUUAUGCUGAGAACUUGCACUUUUCAACAGGCAUUCUUUACAUUUUUUAAUAUGAAUUGGAUAUUGAUAAAUGUAAAAACUGUAUAUCCCUGUAAAUGUCCUUGCAAUCAGAUAGUCAUGGAAUGUGAGUGCAACUCAAUAUAAAUGUAUUAAAUCACUUGCAGACAUAGUCUCUAGUCAUUUCCCACCAAGCUUUGCAGUAUAAGGUCCUCUAGUAUUUUUCCUUGGAUCAUCAGUCACAUUGAAGAGUGAUUGUAGCAUGAAUGCAGAAAACUGCAUAACAAGAUAUCAUUUAGAAUUAGUAUCACAGGUUAUACUGUAUAACAUAGUAAUAGCAGGGUUUGAGGGUUACAUAGAAGUGCAAGACAGAGCCCUAAGGAAUGAGAAUUAGAGACUUGUUUAAGAGAGGGGCCUUGGUUACAAAUGCUGCUCAUCUUACCCUUUUUUAUGGCACUGAAUUAAAAUGUAUAUUAAUUGUUUUGAUCAUCUCAAAUAGUUUUAACUCCUUAUGUCCCCUUUCCUUCUUUGCACUAUAAUAAUUGCUGCAGUAAAGCAGAUCUGAUCUCUUCCUUUCUAUGGUAAUAUUUAAACACCUUGCAUUAAGUGUCUUGUAGUUGACCAAUCGGACAUCAUCUCAAAAACAUGCUGCAUAAAAAAAGAGAGAUCUAAAGCGUAUAUGACCUUUUUAGCCAAGCAUCUCUUUGUGCUAUAAAAUAUAUCUUCCUUAAAAUGAUCAUUUACAAAUCUCACAGAUUUUUUCAGCAAUGAAAAUGUAAUAAGAUCUGAGCCAUCACUUAUGUAGAUCUCUGAUCAGCAAGACAACUGUACAACCAUUAUAGUAAUUGCAGUGUCUAUAUCCAAAUCUGCAGCCACACUCCUGAUACUCAAAUUGGUUUUGGUUUAAUAAUGAAGUGGGCACAUACAUCUAAGUCUCAGGCAAAUGAUAGGUGCUAGAUUCCAUUCUAAAUAUAGCAGGUGUAAAGUGAACUUUUAGUAAUGAGGUGUAUAGCGAUUUUAGUGGAAUCUGAGUUUGUCUAUUUUUAUUUUUUUUAAAUCUGCUACUGUAUAAUCAUGUUGGCAAGAACCUAAUGACACAGGGUAGUCAGCAAAGUAAAAGGAAUUUGACAAAUUAUGAUUAAUAUAUAACAUAUUAAUAACUCUAUGGACCAUGAAAUGUAAAUACACUGGAUUUCGGUAAGCAUUAGCUAUUACCAUGCCUUAAAUCCUAGGAGACUAGCUUGUCUUGGUUUCUAAAAUUCCACUUCUGACUUCUAAAUAUUUUUUAAAAAGGAUAAUGUAUCUCAAUGAAUGUAAAUUCUCCACGUCUUAUAUAUAUAUAUAUAUAUAUAUAUAUAUAUAUAUAUAUAUAUAUAUAUCAUGCUCAUUUGUUUUAUAAAAUGUAUUUUAUUUCCCUGCCUUAAUAAUCUUAUUACUGGAAAUUACAGGCUUCUGUGAAACCUGGUGAUGUGUCAUAUUUUAAACCUUGCUUGCACAAUCUGAUUAGAUUAUAAACAUGAUUGUAAUCCAGCCAAAAUUCUCUGUAACAAAAAAACAUUUUAUAUAUUUGUCAGUCUGUUUAGUUAACUCAUUAUUGCAUUGUACAUAUUUUUAAAAUGUUUCUGUGUUAACUAUAACAAGCAAAUAAGAUUCAGCUAGCUAUGCUUAUUGAUAAAAAAAAAAAGGUUUUAUAUAAUCCAUUUUUAUGAAUCAUAAAUAUACAUCCACCCACAAUUAAUGAAUUUGUCUGUAUAAAUACAUAUGUUCAUGGAUUAGUUGGAAUAUCAGUUUGUAGGUUGCUAGCCAAUUUUAAACUUUAGCGAUGAAUUAUCACUUGAGUUACCAUUGUUUUGCUAAAGAUGUACAUUUAAGAUAAAAAAAAAAACAAUUCUUACUAUGCAUGUUAUUUGUAAAGAAAAGAUGUAUUUCAUAGAGUGUCUUAAAGCAUUACAGGUAUAAAGUUACUGACGUUGGUUUGCCUUUUACUAGUAUAAGGAACAUUGAGGUUCAUGAAACAGACGGGACCAAUCACAUUAGGGUUGGUAAAGUAAAGUCUUUCUCCAAGAAACCUGUUGUGCACUUCAGAUUUCUGUACUUUAUGCUGCCAUUCACAUACAAUAUCUUAAGUAGGUUUUAAUGAUACAUAAAAGCUUUUUUUCUCACUAUAUUGAAUGAGCCUCACUUUGUGUAUAUAAACUCUUAUGACCAUGCUCCAAUAGAAACAGUUUUUUGUUAGUUUUUUUUUUUUUGUGGCUUAAACUACAAUCAAUACUUACAAAGGAUUAUUUUCACCUUGAAUAAUGUAGUUAUUAAAUUAUUCAUAAUCUAUAUAAAAUGAAAAGAAUAAAUGUGUUAAAAUUAUGCUAUAAUGUAUAUUAAGAUUAAUUUAAAAGUUAAAAAAAAAUACAUGUACAUGCCAAUUAUAACUGUUCUUUUUUAUACGAUAAUUACUUGAAGAUAACGCUUUCAUUGUUUACGAUAUAACCUUUCUGAGAACAAAGCAUAUGUAAGCACUUGUCUAUAUUUGGAAUUCUUAUGUAUAAGCAAAUAAUAUAGUCAACAAAAUAUACUUUGACAAAUGUUUUUGCAUAUGGGAUUAUACCAAGAAUUUGGGCUUUUUUGUCUUUAAUACAUAGUGCCUGUCAUCUGAAUAUACGUUUGUUAAAUGUUAUGUUUAUUUGUAAAAGCAAAGAAGAAAGUAUAAUAAAAUACAAUACAUUUUGUGAA
Messenger RNA from Bombina bombina (fire-bellied toad), 5081 nucleotides. RefSeq names its product coronin 2A (gene CORO2A). The coding region runs from base 425 to 2032 and encodes 535 amino acids. Gene Ontology annotation, molecular function: actin filament binding. Lineage: Eukaryota; Metazoa; Chordata; Amphibia; Anura; Bombinatoridae. The record is from RefSeq and is a predicted model, not a curated record. Gene Ontology annotation, biological process: actin filament organization. The transcript is spliced from 12 exons.